Molecule: messenger RNA, 3600 nt
Organism: Actinia tenebrosa (Australian red waratah sea anemone)
Lineage: Eukaryota; Metazoa; Cnidaria; Anthozoa; Actiniaria; Actiniidae
Product: apoptosis regulator Bcl-2
Biological process (GO): release of cytochrome c from mitochondria; extrinsic apoptotic signaling pathway in absence of ligand; regulation of apoptotic process
Cellular component (GO): mitochondrial outer membrane
Molecular function (GO): BH domain binding
Source: RefSeq, a predicted model, not a curated record
AACAUUCGGCCAAUCAGCUUCAUUUAGAAUCGUCUAUAUCAACCUCCGCAAUUUGUUAGAAUUUUUAAUUACUUCCAAAUUUAUACGUGCUGCUUUAGAGGUGGGCUACUCUUUCAUUGACUAGUAGCCUCUGGAAAGUGAGUGUGGCUUUGAAACGCGCUCACUGUGAAUAGAUUUAACAGAACAUAAAACAGUUGGUAACUUGAAAAGAAAGCAAGRAAGUAAGGAGAAACGCCGUUUUACUUUCUAAAGAGCUCAAAGAUUAACACUACACCAUCGAAGACCAGCAAAACAUUUGAUCUCUUGACGAAAGAUUGAAACGACUCAGUUUGAAAAAAGCGAAGAAACAGUAAACACAAAAAUUCCCUCGAAACGUAAUAAUGGCCGGUGCGACAGCUGCUUUGCAUCUUGAGGACUUUUCUCCUUCUCUGGACACUUCUGCCUUGUCUUCUAGCGAAAAGGACAUCCUUCAGGAGUCUCUCUCUCUUAUUUUUGACUAUGUGUCGUUUCGUUUAAGGAGUAAAUUCGACCAGAGUCAGUUGGUUGGUUUACCUCGACAUUUUCUGAUCCCUCAAACUCCUUCAACAGCAGAAAGUAAACUUCGUUCACUUGCUUCACACAUGGAGGCAGAAUACCCGGACUUGUUCGAAACUGCUUGCGCAAAGCUUGAUUUUACACCGGCGACGGCUCGCUCGACGUUUUUUAGCGUUGCGAAGGAGAUUUUCCAAACGGGAAUCAACUGGGGAAGGAUUGUUGCGUUGUUCACAUUUGGAGGAGUCGUAGCUCAUCACUUCGUGGAUAAUGAAAGACCCGACAUGGUCUCUCAUGUUGCCGUUUGGAUUCCACAAUUUAUCGCAGAUCACCUUCUUUCAUGGAUUAUAGACAACGGUGGAUGGGAUGGCUUUGUCAAGUAUUUCUCAGAGUCGUCUCCAAGCCUAUGGAAAGGUUUAUUUGCAGUUGGAAGUAUUUGUGCAGCAGGGUUUACCAUGCUGGCUCUGAGUAAAUAAUUGAAUAUGAUCUCUGAAGCACCUAUUGAAAAAAAUAUAUGUAUAUGAGAUGUGAAAAACAGAUGAUGUUUAUGUCCUUACCACUUAAAUUCUAGAUAUAUCUAUUGAAAACACAUUGAAAAAUGACAAGCCUUUGCUAAGAGGCACUGCAAAAGUGUGCUUCUGAACCAAUAUUACUGCUGAUUAAUCUUUUUUCCAUUCUGGAAAACGUGGUUUGCAACAUUUGCAAAUGAUCAUUUUCAUUCAAUUAUGCAGACAUUUCUUUAUCAUUAAUCACAUUAACCCCCAAAAUAAUAAUUUUCUUACUUUAUCUCUUUAUCUCUUUCUCUCCUAAUCUUUGCUCUAAGUUCAGACAUAAACACGCAAAAGCUCUGAAAAGAGACUAAAUAGCAAAAGAAGCUGCUGCUACCCUGCUUGCAAUCCCUAGCUCAUGGCCUUUCAGCGACUGAUAUAGAAAUCAAAACAAACUGAACAUUUGCAGCUAUGCAAAUUGAAAGACUCAAAGUCUUAAGAAUGUGUGUGGGUGAGUGGAGUGUGGUGUGGUGUGGUGUGGUGUGGUGUGAAAGAAAAAUAAAGGAAUGUGUGUGAAAGUGUAUGUAUUCAUAUGGAGCAAAAAGUGUAUUUUCUCUGUUAUCUAUAUCAAGAAAUAUGAUAGGCAACAGAGUGGUUACUGUGGAAAUGAGAACCUUGAGUAAACCACCUCGACAGAUAUUCAUUCAUUAAUUAUUCAAGUAACUAUUCUAAAAUCUAUUUUCUUGUUUUUCACAACAAUACAGUAGCACACAUUAUUUACCAUUCUCUUUAUUGAUAUUCCUCUGGUCUACAUUCAAAUUCACAUUUUUUUAGUUCUAUCCAUUUUUCUCUUUUCUUAAUUCCAUUAAUCUACACAUCUUACUCGUACUCUAAUUCCUGCUUUCCAUUUUUUUUUUUUUUACUUCUUUCAUUUUGGAUUUAACUUCUGUUAGUGUAAAUAUUGUUAUAUUAAUUUUUAUGUUUAAAUAAUGGUGUGGUGUCUUAGAUUGGGUUUAUAUAUAUGUUAUGGUUUGGUUUUAUUUUUGUUGUUGUUUCAUCAUCCUGUUGUGGUCUUACUUAAUGUUCUUUCAUUUUGGAUUUAACUUCUGUUAGUGUAAAUAUUGUUAUAUUAAUUUUUAUGUUUAAAUAAUGGUGUGGUGUCUUAGAUUGGGUUUAUAUAUAUGUUAUGGUUUGGUUUUAUUUUUGUUGUUGUUUCAUCAUCCUGUUGUGGUCUUACUUAAUGUUCCUCUUGUAUCUAAGUGUUGAUAUGAUACUCAAACAUGAGAGUGAUUGCUCUUAACCAUGAAAUGCUGUAUAACUGUCAUUAAGCAUUAGUUCCUGUCUUGCAUAUUCCAGUUUAAUAUCAGAUUGUUAUUCUGCCACUGAUAGUUCACCAGAAGAAUAUCUAAUAGGUCUUUUGCAACCAACAGUCACGUACUGAUAAAUCACUUUCAUAACAAAUCAAUGAGCCAGUUCAUUCUUUAAGAAUCGUUUUCAGUGCACAUGCAAUUUUAUCCCGAAUUUUUUACCUUUGACAAAUUCAGAUAAAAUCCCUGCACACUGAAAACGAUUCUUAAACUAUGAACUGGCUUAUUCAGCCAAAGGUCCCCUUGGGAAGGCGUACUGGAUGGUAAACAAACUUUAAACUGCUUUGUAUCUUGAAAUCGAAAGUAUCUUAUAAAGGAAAAAAAUAUUUGUGAAAAGGUUUUGGAUAUGACAUGUUUUCCAGUAACCCAAAAAUCUUUAAAUAAAGGAAGUUGUUUUUGUUUUUGUUUUUUUUGCCAUCCAGUAACAAUCACGUGUCAAUCUAUUGCAAAAGGCCUAUUGUCUGUAAAGAUUUUUUCAUUUUAGCUUUUUAAGUUUUUUCUUAUAUUUUUUCCAGAUUUUUCCACAUAUUUUCUUAGCAACCACCCAUAUUAUCUGUGGAACCGCUUUUAAGCUUAUAUCUUGUAAGCUUGCUUAAAAUUACUCCUAUUAUUAUUUGAUAACUGUGUAAAACUGUUAUAAAACAGAUAUUGAAUGAGUCCAGGAAAUAGACAUUCAUGCCCUUUAACCACGUCGGUUCUGGGUUUACAAAAAAUAGGAUCUGGAAAUUUGGGGAGAGUACCUUUCAGUGUUGGUGCUUUCCAACCGUGGGGAAAAGGCAAUAGUGUUUAUUUUGAUGGAAAAUAUACUUGUAGAAAGUCUUAAAAUGUUAUUGAUUGUAGAACAAAACUGCCCUUAAUCUUAUGACAAGCCUUAUGAAAUGUCCUAUUACAUGAAAAUAGGUUUUCCCUAUUGCUAGGGGGCACUAGGUAGGGUGACCUUAGCAAUAGGGUCAUCCUACCUUCACGUAUUUAGUACCUUGUGACCACUUCUGUUCAUAUUAUGUGUGACUUGUGUGAGUUCUAAGGUGUUAUAACUCUCACCUUGCCUGUUGUCUAUAACCUGACCACACCCCAUGGUCUCGUAUAGACUUUGACAUGUAAACUUACCCCAAUGUCUAUACUUAAAGUAUAGCAUUACCUGAAGCUUUCUUUCAGUUUUGAAGCAUGUCUUAUUUCACAUUGAGACAAUUAAACUCAAACCUUUGAGAAACUGA